Dentiscutata erythropus is the source of this 1532-nucleotide messenger RNA. Lineage: Eukaryota; Fungi; Glomeromycota; Glomeromycetes; Diversisporales; Gigasporaceae. The record is from the annotation of a GenBank genome assembly.
AAGCUUUGGAUAAACCUCAACUAGGAUUAAUUAAUCCUCAAAAUAGAGAUGAUAAUGAAUGUUUUAAAUGGUGUAUAAGUGCAAAUCAUACAAGAGAAGAAGCAAUAAAAAAUAAUAGAAAGCCACUACAUCUUAAUGAAAUCCUUUUUAGUAAAGCUUUUGGAAAAAUAAAAGUAGAUAUAGACCCAUUAUUUAUUUCAGAACAAAAUUACCAGAUAGAACAUAUGAUAGAUUUAUUAUAUUUAACAGAAGGUGAGGAGAAUUUAAAUAAUCAAAAAAAUCCUAAUGAUAUACCAGAAGGACUUAAAACACAUUAUGUUUUUAUAACAAAUUUUAUACAAUUAAUGCAUAAAUGGAAUAAUCAUCAUGAUAAGAAAUACUUUUGUCAAAAAUGUUUACGAUUCCCAUAUAGCAGAUUAGAUUUAUUAGAGAAGCAUAUUCCAACAUGUCCAGGACCAAAUAAAGCACUACAACGAUUAAUUCUUCCUGAAGAGGAAGCUGAAGAAGCUAAAGUGGAAGAAAAAGAUAAAGAAGGAAAUACUAUAAAAAUAGCGAAACAAAAAGCAGUUUCAUAUAGAUAUACAAUACAUUGUUCAGAUGGAACUAUACAAAAACCACGAAAAUAUCAAAUAGAAAAUAAGUGUAAGAAUUGUGAAGGUAAAUUACAUGAAGCUGGAUAUAAUAAAAUUCGCAUAUUCGAUCCUGAAACUAAGAAAUAUUUAGGAGCAGGGUAUAGAAAAUGUCACGGAAAAAAACCAAUGAUUCAAGGUAAGUUGGAUGAUGAACAAAAGAAAGCACGUGGUGCUUGUAAAAAAUCUAAAGUGACAGAUGAAAAAAUAGUGCCCAUAGCAAAUAAUUCUGAACAAUAUAUUACUUUUUCAGUUGGGCAACUUCAAUUUAUAGAUAGUAUGAAAUUUUCGUUACUGGGUUUAGCUAAGAUAGCAGAAAAUUUACAAGAUGAAAAAAAAGGGGAAAACAAAACACCAGAACAACUAGCCAAAUGUUUUCUAAUUAUGUCAAAAUUCAUUUCACCUCAUUUGUUAUCAUUGCUUACACAUUUUAAUAGUGAUUUAGAUGGGUUUAAUUACUAUAAUCAUAAUUGUAGAAUAGAAAAAUGUAAGCAUGGAAAGAAGAAAGGGAAAUGCAAACAUAAAUGUCAGAAAUGUAAGCAUAAAAAAGAACCAGAAAUUCAACAUAAACUCCAAAAAAGAUGGGAGAUACAAGUGUUAAAAAGUUAUAAAUUAGAGCUUGAAAAAGAUAAGAAAAUAAAGAAAGUACUAAAACAAUAUUCAGAUGAUGAGGAACUUCAAGGAUAUAUGGAAUAUAGUAUGGAGCUUAAAUAUUAUACAGAGCUACUUGAGACCACUAAAAAACAAGUAGAGAUUGAAAGAUGUAUGCUUACAAAUGGAAUGCUUUAUGGGCAGGAAAGGGAAAUUGUUAAAUAUAACAUACAACAAAUUGCAGAUGAAAUAAUUCCUUGGGGAGAUAUUUAUGAAGAUUGGGAUAUUGAUGAAUUAUUAGCGAAAAUAUAA